AUGAGCUCCGUGCAGCCAGACUUAAAUAGUGAAUACCGCGACAAAAGAAAGGAUGCUAUUAAGCGUGUUAUCGCGAAUAUGACUGUUGGAAAAGACGUAUCGGGUUUAUUUCCAGACGUACUGAAGAACAUGCAGACAGAAGAUCUGGAGCAGAAGAAGCUCGUUUAUCUUUAUCUUAUGAAUUACGCAAAAACACAGCCAGAGCUCGUUAUACUUGCCGUGAACACAUUUGUCAAGGAUGCUUCCGAUCCUAAUCCAUUAGUCCGUGCAUUAUCUAUAAGAACUAUGGGAUGUCUCAGAGCAGAAAAGAUUAUCGACUAUCUCUCAGAUCCACUUGCUGCAGGUCUACAAGAUGAUAACCCAUAUGUACGCAAAACAGCUGCUCUAUGCGUUGCCAAAAUGUACGAUCUUAAACCAUCACUUGCGAUUGAUCGAGGAUUUGUUGAAACGCUUCAAGAACUUGUUGGUGAUCCAAAUCCGACUGUUGUUGCAAAUGCCGUCACUGCCUUGACUGAUAUUCAUAAUUCCCCUCAUCCAGAUUCACCAGGUUUCAUAAUUGAUAGGGACAUACUUAACAAGAUCCUAGUUGCUCUUAAUGAAUGCACCGAAUGGGGCAGAAUAUCAAUAUUGAGCGCGUUGUGUCGCUAUACACCAACAGAGGAGAAAGAAACUGAAUACAUUUGCGAACGUGUUUUACCACAAUUUCAACAUGCCAAUGGUAGUGUUGUUUUGAGUGCUAUUAAAGUCGUUAUGAUUAAUUUACAGCGUUUACAAAGGGAAGACUUUAUAAGACAGCUCGUUCGUAAGAUGGCACCUCCUCUAGUCACUCUUGUGGCAUCAGAGCCUGAGGUACAAUGGGUAGCUCUUAGAAACAUAAAUUUGAUAUUACAAGCUCGUCCAGACGUUCUUUCUUCAGAAUUGCGCGUCUUUUUUUGCAAGUACUCCGAUGCACAAUACAACAAAGUUGAAAAAUUAGACAUAUUGGUUAAAUUAGCUAAUGAGAACAAUGUCGACACUCUAUUAAACGAGCUUAAGGAAUAUGCUAGUGAAGUUGAUGUUGAUUUCGUUCGCAGAUCGAUAAGAGCUAUAGGACGGUGCGCAAUCAAAAUUGAAGAUGCUGCAGAGCGUUGUGUACAAGUUCUCGUUGACUUGAUCAACACAAAAGUAUCAUAUGUUGUACAAGAAGCAGUCAUAGUCAUAAAGGAUAUAUUCCGUAAAUACCCACACUCAUAUGAAGCAAUUAUUCCAACACUUUGUGAAAACCUCGAAGAAAUUGAUGAACCUGAAUCCAAAGCGUCAUUGAUUUGGAUCCUAGGUGAAAAUGCAGAGAAAAUAGUAAAUGUCGAGGAGUUAUUAGAGACGUAUCUGGAUAGCUUUAUCGAGGACUCUUACCCAGUUCAAUUACAAACCUUAAGUGCGAUAGUAAAACUGUUUUUAAAGAAGCCAGAGGGACCUUCUCAGUCAUUGGUUCAAAGGGUUUUGACGACAGCUACAAGUGACUGUGAUAACUCAGAUGUACGUGAUCGUGCAUUUAUUUACUGGAGACUACUUUCAACAGAUACUGGAGCAGCAAGAUCAAUUACUAUAGCGGAUAGGCCACCUAUCGUCAUUCCAAACUUAACAGUCUCGCGGGCAAUCCUAGAAGAACUAGUCCAAGAAAUUUCUUCCCUUGCAGCCGCAUAUCACAAGCCAGCAUCUACUUUCGUUGGUAAAGGUCGUCUUGGUAUUGAGUCAAUAAAGAAGAUUAAUCCGAAUGAAGAAAAUGAAAAUAUUUCGAAACAAAAAGCAUUGAACACGGUGGCACAAGGUGUUAAAGCAGAAAAUUUAUUAGACCUUGAUGAAGAUGCCUCACCAUCCACGACACAAAGUCCACAAGAAAGCUUCAACAGUUUCACAGCCAAUACGGCGACAAGUAAUAUUAACCAUGCACCAAGUCCCGCACAGUCUAAUCCUGUCGAUGACUUAUUAGGCUUAUUCGGAAAUGCCACCGUUUCGAGUCCUAGUCAGUCCGUCGGCGCAAAUAACGACAUUUUCGAUAUGACAACAACAAACAACACACAAGGGCAGAAUAAGAAUAGUGGUUUAGAAGAUCUCCUUUUUUAA
Molecule: messenger RNA, 2103 nt
Organism: Wallemia mellicola CBS 633.66
Lineage: Eukaryota; Fungi; Basidiomycota; Wallemiomycetes; Wallemiales; Wallemiaceae
Product: Adaptor protein complex beta subunit
Exons: 10
Coding region: 1-2103 (700 amino acids)
Biological process (GO): vesicle-mediated transport; intracellular protein transport
Cellular component (GO): membrane coat
Molecular function (GO): clathrin binding
Source: RefSeq, a predicted model, not a curated record